UCGCCGAGCAGCAGCGGCGGCCCCAGCCCGGCUCCCACGCCCUCCCCAGCCGGGUGGCGGGCGGCAGCGCCAUGCAGCCUCCACCUCCUCCUCGCCGGCUCUGAGUCCAUGCCAUGCUGCUGCCGCCGCUCCUGCCGGCGCUGCUGGCCGCCUGCCUGCCCCCCUGCCAGGGCUGGAGCCCCGCCGCGGCCGGCGGGGGCCAGGAGGAGCCGGAGCUCUUGCUGCCCCCCAUCAACUCCUCCUCGCGCUCCCUGGCCAGCCUGGAGCGGGACCUGCGCGGGGUGGGCGGGCAGGCUGAGGCGGGCAGCCCCAGCCAGGAGCCGCCUCCGGGCGCCGCCGGCCAGCAGCCGCCCCAGCCCCCCGAGGAGGCGCCCUGCAACAUCAGCGUGCAGCGGCAGAUGCUGAGCUCGCUGCUGGUGCGCUGGAGCCGCCCGCUGGGCAUCCCGUGCGACCUGCUGCUCUUCUCCACCAACGGCCACGGGCGGGCCCUCUUCUCCGCCGCCUUCCACCGCGUGGGGCCGCCGCUGCUCAUCGAGCACCUGGGGCUGGCGGCGGGGGGAGCCCAGCAGGAUCUGCGCCUCUGCGUGGGCUGCAGCUGGGUGCGGGGGCGCCGGGUCGGGCGGCUCCGGGCAGCGGCCGCCGCCUCCUCCUCCUCCUCGCUGUCCGAGCCCGGCCAGUACUGGCUGCAGGGGGAGCCGCUGAAUUUCUGCUGCCUGGAUUUCAGCCUGGAGGAGCUGAAGGGGGAGCCGGGCUGGCGGCUGAACCGCAAGCCCAUCGAGUCCACCCUGGUGGCUUGUUUCAUGACUCUCGUCAUCAUCGUGUGGAGCGUGGCCGCCCUCAUCUGGCCGGUGCCCAUCAUCGCCGGCUUCCUGCCCAACGGCAUGGAGCAGAGGAGAAGCACUGCGGGCGCCACCGCCGCUGGCAAAUAACCCCCCUCCCACCCCGGCUGGGGCCGCCCUCCUCCGUUUGCUGGGCGAUCCGCUCCCGCGGGGCUCCCGAGACUGGGGCGGACGCUGGUGGACUCGCUUCCCCUCCCCGCGCGCUCUUUGUAAACGCUUAACCCGGGGUUGUUGUUGGUGGUGUGUGUGUGUGUAGCACUUUAAAGCCUUGCCCAAGUUUCUUGGUGUCCAAUGCAGGCGAGUGUGGCGGUCGGGGAUAGGGUGACCAGACAGCAAGUGUGAAAAAUCGGGACAGGGGGUGGGGGGUAAUAGGAGCCUAUAUAAGAAAAAGACCCAAAAUUUGGGACUGUCCCUAUAAAAUCAGGACAUCUGGUCACCCUAGUCGGGGGUUGUCUGGGACCUCACGGUUUCUCUGCAAUGAAUCCUUUGCGGAGCAUUGCUCCCUCCCCAGUAGUCAAAGGGAUUUGAUUUUAUUUUCAUGUGCCCAAGAUUCAUAGCAGAAAACGACCAAAUCCUGUGUAUUUGUUUUCUAUAUUUAAUAGGCGUUUUAAAUGGACGUUUUAGUAAAAAAAAAUAAAAAAUAAUAAUUAAAAAAAAAAACCCGAAAAACCCUAUUCAAUUGCAGUUGUUUUAGUCAGAGUAGCUAUUUGUAUAUGAACAAAUUUGUCGUAGCAGUUUUAUUUACAUCAGACGAAUCUUUUCUGGCAGGAUUUAAAACUGAUAUAUUGUUAUUGCUGAAACUGAACUUUAAUGAAACUUUUACAAUGUAUUUCCCAUUUCAGAUAAUGUGUAUUUAAUAUUGUAGUUCUGCGUUACUUGGCUUUUAAUACAGAGAUUUUCUUUCUGGAAGUCAUGCUUAGCCUUCUGUUGCUCUGUUUCUCCCAGGAUGGGAAAGAAGGGUUCUGCAAAAUUCCCAGUUCUCCUAGCUGAUGGUGAAGACCAUCAAUAGAAAUGAGGGUCUGUUACGUGUGUUAUUAGAGGAAAUGGAUUGAUGGUCACCCAAAAGCUUUUUCUACAGUAUUUGCCCUUCUUUCAGAAUACAAAUAAUGGGAUUCUGCUUCCAUUGGAAUUAAUCUUCAAAACUUCCACUCACUUCAGGAUAAGAAUCAGUGGUCUAGAUCCUUAAGUGGAGUUCACCAGCAUAGCUGCAUUAACUUCUAUGGAGCUGUGCCCAUUUACACGUUCCUUGGGGUCUGUUGACUUCAACAGAGCUAGACAAGUACCUACCAUCUGAGGAUCUGGCCCACUAUUUGUACUGUAUCCAAACCAGUUGGAAAACAACUCUCUGUGACUCCGACAAAGUGCAUGGCUCAAAGCAAGCUCAAAUACACUUGCAGAAGGAAUUGUAAUAUAGUACUUCUUUGUGACUAUUCGUCUUAAAGGGGUACGGUCAGGUUGUUUAACCCCAAAUUUAGGGGUUGGGUAGGGAAGGCAUUAUAAACCUAGAAUCGGAUUUUGACUGGCCCCCUGUUUAAAGGGAGAGAGAGGCUGUAAGAAACCUCCUUUCUUGUGUCCCCUACACAGUGGUCAGCCACAACUGAUGUCUCUGAAAUUUCACAUGCCUGAAAAGCUCAGUGUAAAUUAAGGAAUGAUUUUGUUUGAACUUUUUAGCUCUAUAAGGGACCAUAUCCUCUUUGCAUUAGCCAAAUGAAUUGUCCAGCUGAAGUCAAUGAGACCAGUUGUGGGAAUAAAGCGAACAAGACUUGUGAUAAGAUUUCUAACUUU
Messenger RNA from Malaclemys terrapin pileata, 2624 nucleotides. RefSeq names its product transmembrane protein 158 (gene TMEM158). The transcript has a single exon. Gene Ontology annotation, molecular function: peptide binding. Bases 114 to 929 code for a protein of 271 amino acids. NCBI's taxonomy places the organism in Eukaryota, Metazoa, Chordata, Testudines, Emydidae. The record is from RefSeq and is a predicted model, not a curated record.